Molecule: messenger RNA, 1235 nt
Organism: Sesamum indicum (sesame)
Lineage: Eukaryota; Viridiplantae; Streptophyta; Magnoliopsida; Lamiales; Pedaliaceae
Product: cytochrome b-c1 complex subunit Rieske-4, mitochondrial
Cellular component (GO): membrane
Molecular function (GO): 2 iron, 2 sulfur cluster binding; quinol-cytochrome-c reductase activity
Source: RefSeq, a predicted model, not a curated record
UUCUCCUCUCUCACAGAAAAUUGGUCCCCUUCUCCUGAGCGAGAGAGCAAACCCUAGGUAAGAGUCCGCGAAUCCAUCAUAGUUAGACGAUCGAAUUCUGAAGAAGGUGACAAAUCUCAUUGAUCGAAGAUGCUGAGAGUAGCAGGGAGGAGGCUAUCUUCUCUCUCAUGGCGGUCUGGUCAGACUUCGUUGCCUGCGGCCUCCUCUAGGAAUCCAUUCACCGCCGGUGAUUCAUCUUCAGAUGGGCGCACCGGAUCCAUCUCUUUACCCGUUUACCCGUGUGCCUUCUCCAAUUCACUUUUCGAUCAAAUCAGAGGGUUUUCUUCUGGUACCCUUGCUCCGGGACAGGAGACAGGUGUGAUUCCAGAUGUCCCUGCUACAGUGGCAGCAAUCAAGAAUCCCAGUUCAAAGAUUGUCUAUGAUGAGCACAACCAUGAGCGUUAUCCACCAGGUGAUCCCAGCAAACGUGCAUUUGCAUACUUUGUUUUGACUGGAGGCAGGUUUGUGUAUGCGUCGUUGGCCCGUCUCCUCGUCCUGAAAUUUGUUUUGAGCAUGUCUGCCAGUAAAGAUGUCCUUGCUCUUGCUUCCCUUGAAGUGGAUCUAUCUAGCAUUGAACCUGGGACAACUGUUACUGUGAAGUGGCGAGGAAAGCCAGUUUUCAUUAGGCAUCGAACUGAAGAUGACAUUAAGUUGGCCAACAGUGUCGAGCUUGCCUCCCUUCGUGAUCCACAAGAAGAUGCUGUUAGGGUUAAGAAUCCAGAAUGGCUUGUAGUCGUUGGAGUGUGCACUCAUCUGGGUUGCAUCCCCUUGCCAAAUGCUGGUGACUUUGGUGGUUGGUUUUGUCCGUGCCAUGGAUCCCAUUACGACAUCUCUGGUAGGAUUCGCAAAGGACCUGCACCAUACAACCUUGAGGUUCCCACUUACAGCUUUUUGGAUGAGAACAAGUUAUUGAUUGGUUGAGUAUUCUCUUUAUUAGGUUGUCGAGCACCAAUUCUGGGGAAGCCAGAACUAUCUUUUCAUACUCAUUUGUAACUGUUAAUUUUGCCUUUAGAAGGCUGUUUGAGUUAUGCUUGAUUGACUUGAAUAGCCCAGCAGUCUGAAGGGGCUUGCUGUUCUUAAUAAUGCUGGCUACUCAUUAUUAUUUCGUCCUUUUAAAGAAUCUGUAUUAAGAGUAUAUCUUUGUUAGGAAUAAACAGCGUGAUGAGGCUUUCUAUUAUGCUCAUUCAAAACUGUCA